Serinus canaria (Common canary) is the source of this 995-nucleotide messenger RNA. RefSeq names its product HIV-1 Tat interactive protein 2 (gene HTATIP2). The record is from RefSeq and is a predicted model, not a curated record. Gene Ontology annotation, cellular component: cytoplasm. Lineage: Eukaryota; Metazoa; Chordata; Aves; Passeriformes; Fringillidae. Bases 20 to 715 code for a protein of 231 amino acids. Gene Ontology annotation, biological process: import into nucleus. The transcript is spliced from 5 exons.
CCCGCCCGCUGCUCUCGGCAUGGCGGCGGCGGGCGGCGGCGGCCGGAGCUGCUUCGUGCUGGGCGCCUCAGGGGAGACGGGCCGGGUGCUGCUGCGGAAGCUGCUGGACCGGCGGGCCUUCGCCCGGAUCACGCUGAUCGGGCGGCGCCGGCUGAGCCUGGGCGAGGCGGAGGCGGCAGUGGAGCAGGCGGUGGUGGACUUCGAGCGGCUGGGCGAGCACGCCGCUGCCUUCCAAGGACACGACGUGGGCUUCUGCUGCCUGGGCACUACCAGGGCCAGGGCUGGCGCAGAUGGCUUUGUCCGUGUGGAUCGGGACUACGUGGCGCAGGCAGCAGAGCUGGCGAGGGCAGGGGGCUGCAAGCACUUUGUCCUGCAGUCCUCCCGGGGGGCAAACGCACAGAGCCGCUUCCUCUACCUCCGCGUGAAGGGAGAAGUGGAAAACCUGGUCCAGGCUGUUGGUUUUGAUCACUGUACCAUUCUCCGUCCAGCGGUGCUGCUGUGCAAGCGCCAGGAGUCCCGGCCCAUGGAGUGGAUAGCCCAGCAGUUCUUGGGCACUGUGGCUCUGCUGUUCCCCACUGCUUACUCAGUGCCUGUUGAAAUGGUGGCCAGGGCUAUGGUGGCCUGCGCACUACAGCCGGGGAAAGGGAGGGUAAAGGUGCUGGAGAAUGGGGCCAUCCAUGAGCUGGGAAAGGCAGUGCCACAGCAGGGCACAUAGAGUAGCAGGGACGACAGGCAGGAGCUUGGUUUACUCUUCAGUUGCUCUCUGGGCUGAGGAUGAACACACACAUGGGAGAGGUGUGGGGUGCUUGCAUGGCCAGCGUGAAGCCAGAGGUACAUCCACUUCUUUGCACUUUGGCUGAUUCUGUCAAGGGAUCAAAAAUGCAGGUGCUGGCUGCUGGUUGGGAAUAAACAAUGUGCUCUGCUGCCUGGAUCCAUAUUACGAGUAUGGGUAAAGAUGAAUGUAAUCCAGGCCUUGAAUAAAACCCUGUGACCGA